AUGCACCGUAUGUUGCUCCAGGUGGAUGUUGAGACUGGUGAGAGUCCCACCGCAAGAUGGGCACCCGAGAUGGACAGACAUGAGGGGUUCCUCCUUCGAGAUCGUGGUGCCAAGAAGCUGAAACGCAAGUGUUGUGAGACCUUCGAUGACGUCAUCCACACCUCCCGGCCCUGCGACGCUCUCGAUGGAGCUCGGAAGGUCUUUAUCGAGCCACUCGCCGGCCAUUUUCUCGCAAAGUCUCGUAAACGGGUACGCAGGCUUGACGUGACCAACCAGAUUCACUCGCGCCUCGCAAAGAGUCGCCAGCUCUCACCACUCACGCGCAUUUUCCAAUACAAAUUGAUCUGGCAAAAAUCAACGAUGGUAGUUCAAACUGCGCUGAAUCACGCGUUUCUUCGCUACAGUGGCAAGCGCGACGUUAGCUUCAAGCGUGCGCGCCAGUUCGACAGACAUGCGAGAGAGGGGCGCAUCAAUGAGGUCGAAAUGCACUCCCUAGCCCACCUACCCACAACACAUAAACAUGAGUACUUGAAAAGCAACAGACUCCAAGGUAGAAAUCUCGCCGAGGACGGUCGUAAGAAGACCAUAGUGAUGGGCGACGAACCAAAUCUCCUAAGCGACGGUUCACACCGGCCAGGACUGUCGUUGCUUCAAUGGUUGCGGGCCGCUUCUGACGUGUUCACUCUCGACGAUAUGUUGGCUUGUGCGUGCCACACCCCCCCACAUGCAUUCGCCUUUUCAAGAAGGACGCACUGGUGCCCUUCGGAGACGAUCCUACGCGCCACGACGAGUCCCGAAACACCGCUCUUUGAGAUUUCCACUUUACCCGAAAGAUUUCCAAAAGAAAUUCUGGAUCGCAUCGCCCAGUUGCUCGACUGUACUGUAGACCGGAAUCUCUCUCAUGACGCAAGAACUUUUGCAAACGCAUGCAUACAAGGCCAAGCUCGGUAUCAGUCGCGUUGCCAGUAUGAUAGUUUUCAGAUGUGCUACCGUUGCGUCGGUGCCAUUCCUGCCAACGAUAAAAACCCUCGACGAGGGGUGACGAAAAGCAUCAAUCGGUUUGAAGAACGAUGCUCCCGUCUCUCCCAUUUGAUUUCUUCACUUCAGAGCAGGUUCGAUCAUGGUCAGGAGCCAGCACCAGUCCCUGCUGGUUAUAGGCACCCAAAGUAUGGCGAUUACAUCAUGCUAUCGAGCAUUAAAGUGCAUGCAAUCGACCCCGGUGCGGCCGACAUUUUCUAUGUCGCUAACGGCGCGGCUAAUGUCGCAGUGUUUGAGACGCGGCAUCCGCGUUGGGCGUGCCGACGAGGUGGCCCUUGCCUUGCGACGCCAAUGACCAUGGAGAAACUCAUGCCAUCGUUCGGCUUGUCUCGAGAGUUACUCGAAGCUGAGCUCGCACGGGCGAAGGUGGAAGGUCGUUUUUAUGAAGAUAGACGUCGCCGCCAGUCGCUCAAAAAGACGUACGGUAUUCGAUGUUUGCGCCAGCGGUGCAAGCAAGUAUGGGUGCUCGAUUCGGAGUCGAUUGCACUGCGCGAUUUUUCUUUCGAUGAUACCUUUGACGAUUUUUUUGCGGAAAUUUCGACAGACCAUUCGGUCGGUUAUCGCAACGUCGUGACGGAUCACCGCGAUGUGUUUUGCGGGAUACCGGUCGCCCAGCGCGGGUUGGCAUUGACAGCCGGGCCGCUUGAUGCGCUUGGUCAGGGCGAUGCGGUGCACAUCGCACUGAAUCAUACGAGCUUUUGCACCCUUGACUACUGGAUUAUUUUUCCUGAUGUCGUCGAGGCAAUGUGUGCUCUUAUAGAGUCGAUGCAUGACCGGCCCUUCUUGUCAGUAUACGUAGAGCAUGCUUCUGAAUUCUCGGUUUACUACGGCAUUUUUGCUGCCGUGUACCUCACGCCGACGCUUGUUGCCGGCCGCCAACCCGAUCCUGGAGCGGGGGCGUUUCUCGCAAAUUUUUCAAGUACGCUGGUUGAUCCACUGCCCAUGUCUGUGCAUCAGAGCCUCUGCACACUCAUUACCAAUGCGUUGCUUUCACGUUUGGCAUUGGUUGAAUACGAGGCUCUCCGAUCAAACAAUUGCACGAUACAUGGCCAGUCUAUUGUCACCGGGGAGGGCGUCGGGCCUGGGGCUCAACGUCACUACAAGACGUGUUCUUUGUCGGUCGCGCUAAGGCGUGAGCUUUUUCAGACGGCGUUUAGCUGGCUCCAUGGCCACCGUUUCGAUAGGGUGGCGGAAUCGCAGCGGGCCGAUGUCGCCGAGCUCUUUGCCACCACGCCGCAGAUCACCUGGGCCACCUCCAACUGGCAUGAGCAGGCAGUACUUGUCCACGGCCCAAACGUAGCCGACGGCAGCCUUGGCGUCGGCAAGGCGCUCCGGCGACAAAACACGCACGCCGGCGCGGCGCUCAAGGGCCCGCAGGUCCGCCACGAGGCGCGUGAAAGCGGCGCGGUACACCUCGCGGUCGACAGCCGUGUAGGCGUCGACGACAUCGAGGGUGGCGCGGGGCACGGCCCGGACGUCGUGCGGCGGGACGCCGUGAGCCUCGUGGUGCAACUCGAAGCCUUGGUCAUCGGGCGGGACGAUCGGGGAGUCGUCGCCGUCGACGCAGCUUUUCCCCGGGAGCGCGCCGUCGAGCAGGAAUCCGAGAAGACAGAGGCUCUCGGUGAAGAGCUCGGUGACGCCAACGAAGCCCAGAUCGAACCGGACCGCGCGGACCGCAGCCGUCGCGUCGGGGAUGAGCGCGUCGCGAUCGGCGGCGUGAUGCGAGCACGUCGCGCGCCGGUCGCCGGCGUCGGCGCAGCACGAAGCGCAGCGCGAAUCCGUCGCGAGCCUCGGAUCGUCGCAGGUCAGCGCGCGGGCGAGCAUGUUGUGCGGGUUGUAGCAGUGAUAGUCGCCCUGCGACCAGGUCCCGGGGUCAAAAUGGUCGAGCCACGCGCGAAAGCCCGCUGUCCAGUUCCCCAGUCGCGUCGGGACGGUCGGCGCGACCCUGCGGCCCCAGUCCGAGCAGCAGCACUACAUGUACAUGGACACGACGUGGGACCGCGGCGACCGGACCAUCGUUGCCGCGAGGAGCGCCUCGAUGCCGCGCCGGGGGCGAAGGAGGCCCUCGAGGUUCGGCGCGAGGCGCGCGGACGACCACGUUCGCCGCGUCUCGGCGAGAGCGUCGACGGACUGAAACGGGCGAAGACAGACCUCGCCGUGCCCAAACAUCAUCGAGGCUCGACGAGCAGCGUCUUGGAGCCACCGCGUCGCGGACGUGCCCGCCGUUUUCGGAAUGUGCGCGAAAAACAGGGCCGACGCGCGUUUUGGCGCCGCCGCAUGAAGGUGUCGACCGGCCCCGGCCGAUUCGCGAUGGCUCGAUUCGCGUCGGCCGAGUACAUUUUCGAAAAGUUGGGCGCUGCCGUCAUCAUCAGCGUUUUUAAAAAUCGAUUAGCCAUUUGA
Messenger RNA from Aureococcus anophagefferens, 3438 nucleotides. RefSeq lists its product as hypothetical. The coding region runs from base 1 to 3438 and encodes 1145 amino acids. The transcript has 10 exons. NCBI's taxonomy places the organism in Eukaryota, Pelagophyceae, Pelagomonadales, Pelagomonadaceae. The record is from RefSeq and is a predicted model, not a curated record.